Paramuricea clavata is the source of this 1545-nucleotide messenger RNA. The record is from the annotation of a GenBank genome assembly. Lineage: Eukaryota; Metazoa; Cnidaria; Anthozoa; Malacalcyonacea; Plexauridae.
AUGGCCCAAGCGGAUACAAGUAUUGUUACCAGGCUCCGAAACGCGAUCUUAAAAAUCUGCAGAUAUCCACGAGGAUGUCGACGUGUGUCCGAUAUCAUGGCGAGGUAUCUGAUUCCGUCAAUUCCAGAAAAAGAAGGAAAGGAGAUGUAUAAAACCCUGGGUGAUCUUUACGAUGAACACGUUUUCAACUCAGCCAACAACUAUUUCGACAGCCAAGCGCCUUUUCAACUUGAAGACAUCUUAAUCUCCGGGAGCGUAAAUGAAGGUACGCACAAGAUAAAUCUAGAGACGGAAUCAAUGUCAGACACGGAUUUCAUGCUUAUAUUAAAGAACAUCAAAGUCACUGAAGAAGAGCAAAAGAAAGGAAACCUUACAGUUAAAGAAAAUACAGCAUUUGUGAACUUGUACCUAACAGAUGAAGACCUUAUUAAGAUGUGGGCUGAUUUCUUGGAAACGUCGAGUAAUGCAAGCUAUGAAAGAAGUACUAAGCUUUCGUCAAUGAAACUGAAAGAACGAUUUAGAGAAAAAUAUAUUACUUACGGACCAAUCUUUACGCCACUUGCCAACGAAGAUGUUGAAGACGUCGACGAAGGACCAUCCAUAGCGGUUUGUUCAAAAAUACCUGGUAAUGCAGUAACGAAUCAGUCAAAAAUCAUGCAUUUUCCACUUGCAGAAUUCGACUUUGUCCUUGCAAUCAAGUGCGACGGAUGGCCACUAUGUGCCCAAGAAUGGUUAUCUAGACCAAGAUGUUGGCCAAAUCAAGAUAUCGUUCAGGCAAUCGUCGAAUGUGGUUUUCAUAUUGUCUGUAAAAGAUCUUCUGAAGGCGACUUCCGGUUGUCUUAUUCUAACGCAGAAACAAUCCUAAUUCAAAACCUCAGUGAUCUGCAGCACAAGACGUAUCGCGCUUUUAAAUCGUUCGUUAACCAUUAUAAAAAUGAAUGGAGCUCUAACAUCAAGAAAAUCAUUUGUUCCUAUCAUCUUAAGACGAUCCUGCUAUGGUAUUGUGAGAAAUCUGAUCCAAGAGACUGGACUGAGGAAAGAAUUGUCGGUCAUCUAUUAUCACUUAUAGACGACCUGAUAUCUGCGUUGAAGGAAAGAAAUUUACCAAUGUAUUUCAUGCCAAAGUACAACUUGAUGGAGCAACUGGAUGGCAGUACAGAAGUAGUUGAGAAGAUAGUAGAAUUACGUUUCAAUCUUCACUCGAUUACUGAGGCAAUAAUCUGCGAGGAACCCAAUAUUCUGGAUUGGAUGAACUUCUUAUUUAACCUAUCACCUGGAUGUCUCCAGCCUUUCAAAAAAGGUAUUGAAAAACGAAAUUUUGACCCAAAAGAUUUUCUUCAAAAUAUUUACACGACGGAGAAUUUAUAUAACGAGUAUUGGAUCAAUGCUGCUGGAAAGAUACCAACAAGAAAUGACGUGCAAGGGAAAAGAGCGAAGAGCAUUUUGACUGGGCCAUUUAUGAAGUAUAUGGACAAAUGUUGCAAAAGCAUGAAUCGUAUUUACCUAAAUAAACCGGUGAAAGAAGAAGAUGAGAAUGAAAAUUGA